Messenger RNA from Symbiodinium sp. CCMP2592, 4599 nucleotides. The record is from the annotation of a GenBank genome assembly. Lineage: Eukaryota; Dinophyceae; Suessiales; Symbiodiniaceae.
AUGAGAUUCGCUAGGAGUUUCAUUUUCGCUGCGGCAGUCGUUUGCCUGCUGCCGCCUGUGCAUGCAGCACGUGAUGACUGCACUGUGGGGUCUUUACAUGACAUCUUGGCCACUGCCCAGGAGAUGAUUCUGCUCAUCGCCGCCUUCACAAUCGGCUGGCAUUUGAUAGGACCUUUCUUGGGUGUGGCCUUCCGCCAAAGCCGCGCAGCCACCCUUUGCAAUGCAAUUCGCGGCAGCCCUCGUCCUCGGGCUCUCGCAGAGGACCGGCCACGCGACUCUGGUGCAGCAGGCGACGAUCCAUCCGGCCCAGGCGUGACACAGCAAACUCAGGCGUUGUCGUUUCCUCCUGGACGCCCGGACGUGGCUGUCGAUCUCUGGAUCUCUGUGGCUGAUAAGAAGGAGGAAGAGGUCGGCUCUGGCUCGCUGCCUGAGCCUGCGUUCUAUGCCAAAGUCUUCGAGGCGUGCAUCGAACUCGGCGACUUUGACUCUGCGCAUCGCUUGGCCCGCCGAGCAGCUUGGAGCGUGCCUGCAGGAUCGUCUGGAUCAUCCAAACUUCUGGCUCUCGCUCGGUGGCUGGCAAGAAGGCAGAAGAUCGAUGAGGCGAUGAAGUGCAUCAAGCAAGUGCGACAGACCGGCAAUGCAGUCGACCUUCGGAGCAUGAAGUCUCUCAUCGUUGUUUGCGCGCAGCUGGGGCAAGUGGACCUGUGCCGCACACUCUUUGAGGACCUUGCUGGCGACAAGCUAAAGCCUGACUUCGUGACCUACUCCGCGAUGAUUCGGGGUCUGUGCAACGUUGGCAAGGUAGAGGAGGCACUGGCUUUUGUGGAAAAGAUGCGCCGCGACACUAUAUACUUGGAUGCUAUGUUGUUUGACGUGUUGUUGGAAGCCUGCGUCCAUCAGAAUUACUUUAAGGGAGCCGAGCAGCUUCUGGCACAGAUGAAGGAGCUGGGCAUGCAGCCUUCCAAUGCGACGCUUGCGACCUGCAUCCGGCUGUAUUCCUCUCGCGGUGAACUGCAGCGCGCCAUGUCCAUCUUCGAUGAUAUGUCACGAGAAUAUCACUUGCAGCCCAAUGCUUACGUGUACGGAGCUCUUAUCGCUGCUUGUGUUCGUUGCGGAAAGCCCGACUUGGCGAUGUCCACCCACGAACGGAUGGCUGCGGCAGGGUGCAUGCCAAGUGCCCGGACAUACGAGCUUCUGAUCCAGUGCUGCAUUCAGCUUGGCUGGACAGCCAAGGCUGUCGAGCUCUUGGACGCCGCUUUGGGCCUCGGCACCGAGUCCGAGGAUGCGGUGCCAAGGACACCGGCUUUUGUUGAUCCGAAGGUGGUGGAGGACCUUCUCCUCUUGCUCGCCCGCCGCAAGCAGGCUUCAAGUCUGGGCGUUCCUCUCCUAAAGCGCCUGGAAGAAGCCGAUUUCGAGCUCCCGGAGCGGAUCGCUGGCAUCGCUCCAGACUACGCUGCGAGCGCCGGCGGGACUUUGACCAGUGGCGCAAUUUUGCCGGGGCGUGAUGCGGUGUUGGCUUUGGUGUUUGCCAUUGCCGCCGGGCGCUUGAAAUUUCUGGAUGAGUCUUCGACCAUGGCCCGGAAGUCUAAGGUCUUAUCGAAAACAAAAAGCAGCAAGGCGAGCAAGGGGAAUGCCACCAAAGACUUCAGCAAAGUGAAGAACAAGGUCGGGAAGACCAAGAAGGCAGCUCUCAAUGAUACAAAGACAGACUUCAAGGUGAAAAAGGUGCAGCUGCCCUCACAAAGUGCCCUGGACGAGAAGGGCGAGGAGGUUACGCACAGAAGGCUGGGUCUUGCAGAGCUGCUUGCCCACCUUCAGCAUCAUAGCCCCAAAGUCCGGCGCGAUGCGUUGCGAGGUCUCCUGGAACUCUGCAAGGAGCACGACAGUGUUCUGCAGGUUCACCUCUCUCGCAUUCUGGACUCUCUGGCCAUGGUGGCAACGGAUGGAAGCAUGGAUGUGCGGGCAUCGUUCCGGUCCUUCCAGGCCUACAUGCUAGAGGCCCUUCCCCAGGAUGCAAUUGCAGCCUUUUCCACAAACCUGGCCCUUCAGGUACGAAGUGCCCUGUCCCACGUGAGUGCAGAAGUACGAGAGGAUGGUCUCAAGCUUCUGGAGCUUUACUUGAGCCGGCUAGGCAGCGAACAGGUCCUCAGUCAUGAUGAGGCUUCUCGUGUGGUAGGGACCCUUUGCCAGCUCCACUCUCAUGUCGACUUGGUCUUGCCCUGCCUCCUGCAGUUGCAGCCGUGCUUCAAGCGUUCCGGAACCGCGAAGGAUGGCGUCCUGGAGUCAGGGCGCGCCAUUGCUCAGGUAUCCAUGCAAGACGUCCUGGAGGGAAAGCUGAGAGGGCAACAGCCAGGAAUGGCAGGUGCGCAAGCCGGGCAGGCUCAGCUGGAUUCACAGAUCUGGGACUUCUGUUUGCGAGCAUGGAUGCAAGCAGGCGACCUCCCACGCGGAUCGACAAAAGCAGGUCGCGGCCAACUGGAAGUGCUAAGCAGGCCAGGUUGGAUGCGUUUGCGUGUGGCGGCCGUCCUGGAGCGCACUCUGGAAGGACUUGUCUCAGGCUCAACGUCUACCGUGAGUGCUUCGUCCCAGCCGUCGGCCGCGCAGGUCGCAUCGCUGAGCGGCUUGGUCCGUCGUGAGGAGUGGCCAAUGCGAGUUGACGCACAGAGCCCGUUCCGCCAGCUCGCGGACUCCAUCAACCUUCGUAUGGCACGCGUCAUGGCACUCUUGGCAUGUGGUGCAGCGCCUGCAGACACAGCACCCAAGCAUUUGCAGCGGCUCGCGCAGGCUGCACUGGCAGUGGUGGAAGACCUUGCGCUGGCAGCUGCGAGGUCUUUCGCCCAAAGUGCUCGUGGUGCAGAAUCUGCCGGUGCUGACGCUGCGGCAGCAGCUGUGACGGCCAUCGGCUUGGCUGCUGGCGAGGAGGUCAAGCCUUUCUCCGUGACGGGCACCCUGAGCCACAGCCUUCAAGUGCUUGACCAUUUGUGGUCCUGCGUGGGUUCCGGCAGUGUGCCUGGACAGGAGGACCCGUCUGCGAGCUUGUUGGCCGCCGAAGACCGGCGGCGGCUUGUGGAGGUGACCUCCUGCAUGGCUGCUGGCACAGGUGAGGCUGGCGAGGAAGUGGUUGCCACGCCUGCUUCUCUGCUUUCCGUCCCGCUGACUGCUUCCUUGCUAGGCCUGCGGCCGAGCACGGCCCCAGACAUUCCCGCCGGACUUCGACAGACCUGGCCCGAGGUGCUGCUGCAGCGAGGCGAAGUUUGCCUUGCAGACUUCGCAGAGGAGGUGAAGCCUAACGCCUGCCUGCAGUGGGCAAGUGCCUGGCCAAAGCUGCUUUGGUACAUCGGAGCUGCAGACGCGCGGCUUACUUCCUUCUUGCUUGUCUUGAUGAUCGAGCUUUCCAAGUUGGCCACCAAGCCUGGAGGCCUGCAUGAAAGGAUUUUGACCCAAGCGCUCCCUCUUCUGGUGCCUUUUGUUGCCGGAAUGCCAGGAAGCCGUGAACAGCCUCCACCGUUGGCGAGGCUGUUUGCCCCCGGUUCGCAGCGAUUGGCUGCCUCGGUCCUGCCGCACUUCCCACGUCUGAAGCCAGCGUUGCUGGCUGUUCUUGUUGACGUGGUGUGCCGGUGGUCGGAGGCAGCAAGGGACUCGGCAGAGAUGCCGCAUCUCAGCCAGGAGUGUUCGGAGCAGCUGCUGGAGGCUUGCUUGCGCGGGCGCGCCGCGCAGCGGGAAGAGCUGCUGGUACCAAGGCUUCGCGCUGCCAUGGCCGUCUUGAAGGUCGUGCCGGACACACAGCCAACUUCAGACACGGGUGCUUCGAGAUGCGAGCAGUGUGCCCUCAAGCUGGCAUCGGUCAUCGCAGCAUGGGUGAUGGAAGAUUUGUGUGAGGCCUCCUUCAGCGAGGACGCCGCUUCCGACGCGGCUCUUUUCAAGCCCGUGUGCAAGUGCAGCUACGACGAACGCAGAAGACUUGCCUUCCAGAGCCUUGCCUGGCCAAUUGCUUUGCAGAUGUGUAUUGCAAACCUGGCUGCGCGGGGAUUGUCCUUCUUCUUCUUGUGUGCUUCGAGGUUGCCGCAAGCAAGCGGGGCCGGUGGGGCAAGCACGGCGAGUGCAGGUUGCCACUUCCUUCGAGAGAUCUUUGAUGUACUGGUCGUUCGUCACGGUGCUGCCGCAAUAACUUCCAGUGCCCUGUUGCUUCCGCAGCACCCAUUGGUAGGCAGGUCAGCACACGCCGCCGAGCUCUUCGUCAUAGCAUGGAUGCGCGUUUCGAUCGUUGCAAGAGAGUCGUGCUACGAGCUGUUGGUCAAGCUGUGCACGCAGCAUUUGCUGGAGCUAGUGGCAACAAAAAGCACGUUGCCUCAAGGUGAUGGCUUAAUUCCAACUGCUUUGGUCUUGGUGGAGGCUAUCCGGUACCGCAACGCUCACUCUCUCAGAACCACCGACUGGGGUCAAUUGGAGAUCGGGAAUCUUCUGGACAGGAGGUUGGCGGGCGGCCCUGACGAAAUCCGAACUCUACUCCAGCAGGUCUUCACAGAAACGUGCUUUUCCACGUCCGAGGCAGGCGCUGCGGCAAACGACCAGAUUGCAGCCGCGCUCCCCCUUCUCUGA